This is a messenger RNA of Camponotus floridanus (Florida carpenter ant), 1386 nucleotides long. RefSeq lists its product as uncharacterized. The transcript is spliced from 5 exons. Bases 175 to 1386 code for a protein of 403 amino acids. The record is from RefSeq and is a predicted model, not a curated record. NCBI's taxonomy places the organism in Eukaryota, Metazoa, Arthropoda, Insecta, Hymenoptera, Formicidae.
UAUUACAGAUUUUAUUCUCGUGUAUCUAUAGUGAAUUUAAACUCAUUACAUCUAUAUAUAUAUACACAUAUAUAUUAGAAUCGAUACGACUUGAUAACAACACGUAUGCAUCAUAUAUAUAAUUGCAAAUCGUUUUUGUUAUUGUUCUGACAGUUUCUGUUUGCGUUAUAUUCGAUGUUUAUGUUACUUUAUAUAAUUUUCCAUGUGUUUUAUUGUAAGGAAAUGUUUGAUAACAUGGUUACCGGAGAGGAUUGUUCUUGCACUGAUACAACCGAACCAUCCAAUCUAACAUCCUUGCACUCGGACGAUGUUACCUCGGCCGUAAAUUCCGAUGUGAAUGCGGUCUGUACCAAGACAAUUGAGAAGGGAAACGAUGCUGUUGAAGGACCUAAAGAUACGGAUUGUAAAUGUUCAAUCGAUGCGUCACCAGUUGCAACUUAUUGUGUAGCGAAAGCGGAAGCUCCAUCCACAGUUCCAGCAAAACCGGAUCGCCAGCGAGAGAUUUCAAGAAGUCGGCUUGCAACGACGCAAUUGAGCUUCUCUCCAUGCUUAUGCCGUAGUCACAAAAUCAAUGGUUACGUUCUGCCUGUGAAACUUAAAAAAGAAAAACCGCAACCACGGCAGUUCUGGAGCCGUUUUAGCUGGAAGCGGCCAAGAAAUGGAUACUUUGGCAAAGAGAACAAGAUGUAUGAGAUAAAGUUGAAACAGGUUCAGUGUCCUCACUAUGCUCAGGUGCCUUUCAAAAGCGUGUCUAAACAGCAUCUGAACGCGUCGCAGCUACCUCAUGAAUUUCAACCCCCCGCCGCUUACGAGAUGUCGGAUGGGAUACCGAGUAAAAGUACUAAGUACGAUGCCGGUAAAUCAAAGCCCCUCAAGUAUCCGGCGAAGACGAAACUCAAGAGAGAGGAAGUGGCGGAGAAGAUCGAGAUUUACUACUUCGAUCACGGAAGCUCCGCAUAUUAUCGAACAACCGAUUGUCAUCCUGUCCUAACUACGGACAAGUGCGCUGAAAAAACGGAUCAAGCGGCAACCCGUUUUUGGGCAGAAAUCUUCGGCACAAUUCAUAUCGGCAUCGCCUUCGUUACGGCUUUUAUUCUGCAGCUCCUCCGUUUCAUUCUGUAUAGUGUGAUUCGGCCGCUGACAGUGGGGAUACUUCAGUUGAUAGCGGAUUAUUUUGUGAAACCGCUGUUAUCCAUUCUAUUCAACGCUCUCGUGCAGCCAGUACUGAUUCUUCUUUAUAAUAUCGCUACGUCGUUAAGGGAUCUCUGCGAACCGAUAGCCGAAGCGAUAGGCCUAUUUUUGAGAGAAAUUGCGAAUCUUUGCGCCGCGAUUAGACUCGUUGAAGUGAAGCACAUCCACGCGUCGACCACUACUGCUUGCACCUGA